AUGUCUGGUAUUCAAGAGUGAGAUGGUAAAGCAGCUUCAGGAGGAGAACUUGUCCAUGAGACAGCAACUGCUGCUGCUGCAGAGUUCAGCCAGAGCAGGCACCGUGGGUGAUGUUGCUACUCUUCAGUCAAAGCUCAAACAGGCUGCACGCUUGAUCUCCAGCCUCAGUCAGGACAAACAGCAACUCAUUGAAAUGGGCAACAGGCUCCGGGCGCAGCUGAUAGAAGCAGGACUGGAGGGUCCACGACACUCAAAGAUCACUCUCAAACCAAAUGAUCCAGAGCACAGUCUGGUGGAAAAAGAACCCUCUCAGUCCGAGCAUGGCGUGCAGCCAAAGAGCCGCUUAUCUACCCUGGAACAGUUACAGUACCAGCUAACCACUCAGGAGCUACAAUAUGCACAAAGAGAUCAGAAUAAGAAAAUGGCGAUUAUAGUCCGUCCCCAAUUCUCUGAGAGUGAGAGUUCGGACAAACGUAGAACUGCCAACCCAUGGGAGCCUCCAAUCAGAGUCCAGUCUGUGGGCAGUAAAGAAAACACUCCUCCGCAGAACCAAUCUGAAGCUCCGGUACCACUGCCUGGGUCAUCGCACUUUCUGUUGUCACCCAUAGGCGCUGAUGAUUCCCUACAGAAUGUGUGGAAGAUGUUAGAUCAAGGUUUGAGUUCCUCUGUGUUUUCUACAAGUGACAGUGAGGACAAAGGUAGAGUGGCUACAGCAAACCGAGGACACUCCGAUAUUAAUCAGCCUCCCGCUGCACCGGUCAGUGUGGAGGGCACAAAAGCAUCACUCCAGGAAAAGAAGAAACCAAAUCAGACAACAUUUGCAUCUGCUAAAAAGACACGUCCUGCUGGAAAUAAGAGCAAGAUUCGGAAUUACAACAUCAAAGACUGAAAAAAAAUCAUUUUGGGCCACUCCAUUUAAAGAACUGUCUCAUUUGAAGUGCCUCAUUAUUAUUUGUUCAUUUUGCAUCAUGCAAUUUUUUUUUAUAUUUGUACCUUUUGUAAAUGUUUGAAUAAAUUAUUGCAUAAUUUGACCAAUAGGCAAGUGAGUCUUUUAAUAGUAAGAAGCAGCAUCUAUGAUGAUAAGGGGGGGGGGGGAAUCAAGA
Molecule: messenger RNA, 1103 nt
Organism: Sinocyclocheilus grahami
Lineage: Eukaryota; Metazoa; Chordata; Actinopteri; Cypriniformes; Cyprinidae
Product: coiled-coil domain-containing protein 57-like
Exons: 5
Coding region: 23-889 (288 amino acids)
Biological process (GO): centriole replication; cilium assembly; positive regulation of mitotic cell cycle
Cellular component (GO): centriole; centriolar satellite; spindle microtubule
Source: RefSeq, a predicted model, not a curated record